This is a messenger RNA of Acaulospora colombiana, 759 nucleotides long. NCBI's taxonomy places the organism in Eukaryota, Fungi, Glomeromycota, Glomeromycetes, Diversisporales, Acaulosporaceae. The record is from the annotation of a GenBank genome assembly.
AUGAACACCCGAAUCAUAGUCCUACCUUCCCCGCUCUGCGCGGGAACAAGUUCGAAGCACAAUAGAAAACUCGCAUCUUGUGACGGCAUCCUGGCAAAACGUUAUAGCACGCCACGAAGGGCCAGUUUCCGAGUCAUCCUAACAACGUCUCUGGCUGCUCCUGUAUGGAGCUCGGUGAGCCUAUACAGACCACUUGUGGUGGGGAGAGAUACACAACUUCGGGAAGAGUACGAUUUUGUAAUCGUUGGAGGCGCUCAACUGCAGUCAGAGACCGUUCUCAUUAUUGAAAGUGGAGAAUUAGAUCAAGGAGAGGACUCGAUGCUUGUACCACAUCUGAUAGGAACAACUGCUCCCAAGUACCUUUUCAAUACCACCAGCACACCCCAGCCCGGGCUCGGAAAUCGUACAUUCUGGGUGCCUGCUGGGCGUGUCGUCGGAGAGCGAAACGUUCCAUCCGCCAAGCCAAGAGGUCCAGCAGGAAUUCAAUCUCACAUACGACCCUUCAGCGCUAAUGUACUCACAGGCAGCUUCCUGAAAGUAUUCAAAGAGUAUGGUUCUCAUGUUCCUCGUGACGGGGCUUCGGGAGACGCUUUGGGAGCGUUCUGGGUUCCAAAUUCUCUAGACCCUUCGGAGAUGAUUCGGAGUUAUGCACGGAAUGCAUAUUAUGAUCCUAUCACCGGAAGGUCCAACUUUCAUCUCUUGACAGGAAUGACUGCUUCCAAGAUCAUUUUCCAAGGCAAAACCGCGAAAGGUGUCCAG